Molecule: messenger RNA, 1431 nt
Organism: Leptinotarsa decemlineata (Colorado potato beetle)
Lineage: Eukaryota; Metazoa; Arthropoda; Insecta; Coleoptera; Chrysomelidae
Molecular function (GO): serine-type endopeptidase inhibitor activity
Source: RefSeq, a predicted model, not a curated record
UAUCAUAUAUUCUCAGGUGCGAAUGACAUUGACAUUGUCGGUCUUACAAAAAAGUGAUAAAAUGAUAUGGUUUUAUCUGUUUGUCUUUUUCUUCACAUCCAAAGCGAGAUCAUUGACAAUACAUCAGGCUCUUCAAGAAUUUUCUCUGGGAAAUCACGAGUUCUCCGGUGACAUUUACGAGGUGUUGAUAAAAUCCAUUGACAACCUAGUAUUUAGCCCUCUCUCGGCCGAAAUAAUAUUAGGGUUGACAUCAGAAGGGACAAAGGGAAAAACUGAAAAGGAGCUGGUCAGAGCUUUAUACCUUCCUGGAAAAAAAAUAACAGAAGCCGCUGUUAGUCAAUUGCGACUGAAUGUUUCUUCAGAAUCACUGACAUUAUUAUCAGCAAACAGAAUUUUCAUUGGAGAACACUUCAAAAUCGAAACGUCUUUCAAAAAUUUAGCAGAAGAUGUCUACAAAUCAGAUGUUGUGAAUGUUGAUUUUUCUAAUAGUCAAUAUGCUACAGACUUAAUAAACAACUGGGUUGCAGAGUCUACCAAUAAUCGAAUACAAAAUUUGAUCGAUCCUAAAUCAAUUUCUUCGAGCACUAGAAUAGUACUGGUGAAUGCACUCUAUCUCAGUGCCAAAUGGUCCCAUCCGUUCAGUUCGAGGAACACACGUAAAGAAACAUUCCAUAUUACAUCAAAUUCAAGUAAAAUAGUUGAUAUGAUGCACUCAAGCUCCUCUGGCACGCAAUGCAAAUUUUUGCACUCAGUGCUGCUCAGAGCAAAAUUUUUGGAAAUGAGUUAUCGCGAUAGCAACAUCACAAUGACAUUCAUUUUACCAGAUGCAAUAGAUGGCUUAGCAGAAAUUGAGAGGAAUCCAAAAGAUUAUCUGAGGCAACAGGAUUUGAUUUCGGAAAAGGUGGAUAUUGCUUUACCCAAAUUCACAAUCACUACAAGUAUUGAUUUCAAAAAGUUGCUGAUCGAGUUGGGUGUUCAUGACCUUUUCGAAAGUACAGCAAACCUGUCAGGCAUCUCCAAAGGGGAAAGAUUGCUUGUUGACACCAUAGUUCAGAAAGCGUUCAUAAAUGUUACUGAGAGUGGUACAGAAGCAGCAGCCGCCACUGCAGUUAUUGGAGGACUAACAGCAGUUUUCAAUCCAUCACGGCCGAUAUUUACUUUUAAAGCAGAUCACCCAUUUAUGUACUACAUCCGAGAAACUGAUUCUGGAGUAAUUUUAUUCGCAGGAAGAUUUACUAAUUGAUAAAUGUAAAAAUAAAAUUAUUUCACAUCUUUCAAACCAAUCAAUCAAAAUCUUUCUCUGAUAAAAAAAAUCACAGGAUUAUAGUUAUUCAUUUUGAAGGCGAAACAAUAUUUCCCACGAGUCAUUGUGAAUCGCUAACUUUUACAGUUACGUAAAAGAAUCUACAAUUAAUAAAGGAAGCAACUGAU